CGGCGGGUAUGGCAGAGGUACCUCACAUGGUCACCUUUCAGGGAAAAGGUCGCAUGUAACUUUAACUUUAACUUGAAGAAAUGCAUCCUUACCCUCUGCACGUGACCAACCUUCCUAAGUAAAUAACCUCCGAAUUGAGUAUUAAGAUACGGAUCCGUACAUAAAAUCAAGAAAAAGAAAGAAAAAUCAAUCAAUCAAUAAAUAAAUUAAUUAAUUAAUGGAAAAUGCAGUCCCUGGCCGGAAAGCGCUGCUUCAUCACGGGCGGCAGCCGGGGCCUCGGCUUAGCCAUUGCUCGGCUCUUCGCCGCCCAGGGAGCCGGGUGCACUCUCAUAGGGCGGAACGAAGAUACCCUCGCCAAAGCGGCCGAUACUUUGGAUACCCAGGGCGACUUACAGCGGCAUUGCGUCUCCGCCUUCGACGUCUCGACCCCGGACGGUUGGGAGAAGCUCGUUGUCUCUACUAAAAACCAAGUCUGCGAUAUCCUCGUCAAUGCCGCUGGUGUCUCGCAAAACUCCUUCAUAUUCAAGACCGAAAAACAUGACGUGAAUGAGAUCAUUGCCACUAACCUCACAGGUACUAUAUGGGGUUGCAAAUACAUCAUACCCAAAAUGAUGAAGCAGAAAAGCGGUUGUAUUAUUAACGUAGCUAGUCUGCUAGCUACUCACCGGGGAAAGGGGGCGAGCGUCUAUGCCGCGUCAAAAGCUGGCAUCGUCGGUCUAACCCGAUCUCUCGCCUGGGAAGUCGGCCGGUUUGGCAUUCGUGCCAAUGUCCUCCUACCUGGAUAUAUCAAGACCGAUAUGACGAAAGAUAUGGAUCAGAAUGGAGAGCUAUCGGCUCUAAUCCCUCUCGGACGCCUUGGUUUAGCCAGAGAGGUUGCAGAUGCUGCGUUAUUCCUAGCCCAAAAUCCCUAUGCACACAACUGCGUGCUCAAUAUCGACGGAGGCUUAAGUGCAACAUAAUUCAUCAAGUUUCCGUUUCCCGAAGGCAACGAACGCUUUAAUCGAUGAUUUCUAUUGCACCAGUGCCGGCGUCAUCAUCAAUAAUGACCACAUCGUCAUCGUUCUUCACCUUCUUGGCUGCUGAAGACACCCCGUCUUCCGCAAUCAAGCGCUUCUUAGGGUCCUUGAGCUCUCCAUCGGCAGUACGCUUGCCAUUGGUCUGUCCAACCCCGUUACUCUGAAUGACCCUCGAUAAGUUUGUCCACGAGCUUGCUGCGAAAAGAUGUUAGCCAUUAGCAUAGCGAGAAUGGUGUGCUACGACCUACGCUUCUUGAAUAUUAAUGACGACAUUGAUGAAGGUAUCCUCAUCAUCCUCAUCUACGACUGUGACAAAACUAUUCUGCCUGAUGCCUAUAAACUAUUAGAUAUGUCAAUAAAUAUGUGGGUUCUGGAACCAACCAAGUUCAUGAAGAUUUUUGUC
Messenger RNA from Daldinia caldariorum, 1419 nucleotides. Its product is annotated as NAD(P)-binding protein. Gene Ontology annotation, molecular function: oxidoreductase activity, acting on the CH-OH group of donors, NAD or NADP as acceptor. The record is from RefSeq and is a predicted model, not a curated record. NCBI's taxonomy places the organism in Eukaryota, Fungi, Ascomycota, Sordariomycetes, Xylariales, Hypoxylaceae. Bases 225 to 959 code for a protein of 244 amino acids. The transcript is spliced from 6 exons.